Messenger RNA from Panicum hallii, 3404 nucleotides. RefSeq names its product probable amino acid permease 7. The coding region runs from base 1531 to 2904 and encodes 457 amino acids. Gene Ontology annotation, cellular component: plasma membrane. NCBI's taxonomy places the organism in Eukaryota, Viridiplantae, Streptophyta, Magnoliopsida, Poales, Poaceae. The transcript has 6 exons. The record is from RefSeq and is a predicted model, not a curated record.
UUGGCUAAAAGAGUGUUGCGUAAUUAAUAUUAGACCCACUUGCAUACUCUCAUUCUCUCACCUCAGUCUGGAAAUUUGUGCUAUAGCCAGUUAUGAGCUGGCUACUAUCCUACAGCCAGCUCCUUCUCUCUCUUCUCUCUUCUCUCCUCCACCUCAGUAUAAAUAUAAUAAAAUAAGACUUAUAGCCAGCUGACUAGAUCUUAUUAUACCUGCUGUUGUUGUAACGUCCUCCAGUCCUAGUCUGUUCAGACGGUGGUCGCUUUCUCCGGAUAUCAUUUCCAUGCUAUAAGAGGAAAGACACCGCGCAACUUGCCUCCGGCGUUGUCAUGGUCUGCUUGACGGGUAGCGAGCCAGGGACUGUGUCACGGAGAAGCUAGCCGCGCGCAGCCAUGGGGAGUGGGUUUCUUGAGCUGCGCGCGAGAGAGCUGGCAAGUCAAAAAGGCAGCUCCUAGAGCGCGACUUCGAGUUUUCCUUUUUUGACCCGCGACGAUCCGACCAUGCCGGUGAUGAACCCGGUCACCAUUGUCGUCCAUUAAUAGAGCUGAGUAUGUCGUGGCGUCAAGAGGGCAUGGGUUUGGUUCUCUUGGUGCGAAAAAGGGAAUCAUACUAACUGGUCCAAAUUGUGUCCACAGAGGGCGACGAAAACCUCCAUGAUAAUGAUAACAACUCUGCCGGUCGCCGGUCUUGGAACCGAAAUAUUUUUGGAUGCAUUUGUCCGCCCAAAAAUUGAACAAACUACUAGUGGUAGUUUGCUACUUCCGGCCAUGGUCUAGAUUAGAAGCUGUCGCCAAGAUCCUAUAUUGCCGUGGAGUCCAACUGAACAAAGUGCCAGCAUGCCAAAAUCAUAUACUCCCUCCAUCUCAGAAUAUAGCUAUGUUUAGGUCUAAGAUUUUCAGGUCUAAUCAGACAUUGUCCAGCUAAGAAUCAUUGACUCUACAAAAGGAAACCAUUAUUGUUUCAGUCCACAUCGCUGAUCGCUCAAUGCCUCGAUGUGCAAACUGCAAACAAGUCGGUUCAGUUCAUUCAGAACCUCUUUUAACCUUUCCAAAGUAGCUAACCUUGGGGCUAUUAAUGCCCACUUUCGUCGUGGUCGUCCGGAGCAGGUGCGCGAUCGAGCUUCCAGUUACGUGUACUACUGCUCUCUGGGAGGAGAUUCCGGCCGCCGAUGCCGACCAGUGGCGGGGCAAAAAUCUCCGGAUGAUGGGGGAUGGGCGGGGCCUGGGCAGUCAGUUGCCCUUGCCCGGGCGGAAGCCGCACCGUCUCGUGGCAAACAAAAGUCGGGACCGUGCCACUUGCGCUCCUGUAGCCUGUAGUAGUGUAGUGCCUGUAGACUGUAGCCAUGUCCCUGACCCGUCGGCAGCCUGCGGACUCGUGACACGGUACUGGCCUCUGCUUGCUUGCGCAGUAGCUCCCCACCCGCACUGACCAGUUGAGUCCCGCCCGAGCGAGAAGAGCCGAGCCUGCAGCCCUCCCGCCGGCGGCCGGCCCAGGACUACCGCAGCUAGCCGCCGCCUCGCGGCGCCCGCGACGAUGGCGGUGCACGACUCGCUCGAGGUGCUGGACUGCGACGACGAUGGGCGCCGCCCGCGCCGGGCCGGCACGGCGUGGACGUGCGCGGCGCACGUCAUCACGGCGGUGAUCGGCUCCGGGGUGCUGUCUCUGGCCUGGAGCGUGGCGCAGCUGGGCUGGGUCGUCGGCCCCGCCUGCAUGUUCUGCUUCGCGCUCGUCACCUACGUCUCCGCCGCGCUGCUCGCCGACUGCUACCGCCGCGGCGACCCGGAGAAGGGCCCGCGGAACCGCUCCUACAUGGACGCCGUCCGCGCAUACCUCGGCAAGAAGCACACCUGGGCGUGCGGCUCGCUGCAGUACGUGAGCCUGUACGGCUGCGGCGUCGCCUAUACCAUCACCACCGCCACUAGCAUAAGGGCGAUUCUGAAGGCCAACUGCUACCACAAGCACGGGCACGAUGCGCCCUGCAGCUACGACGGCAGCUACGACAUGCUCGUCUUCGGCGCCGCGCAGCUCUUCCUCUCCUUCAUACCGGACUUCCACGACAUGGCGUGGCUAUCCGUCGUCGCCGCCGUCAUGUCCUUCUCCUACGCCUUCAUCGGCCUCGGCCUCGGCGUCGCCACCACCAUUUCUAACGGGACGAUCAAAGGAAGCAUAACAGGUGUUCCGAUGAGGACGCCUGUGCAGAAGAUUUGGCGCGUCUCGCAGGCCAUCGGCGACAUCGCGUUCGCGUACCCGUACUCCCUAAUCCUCCUGGAAAUACAGGACACACUGAAGUCGCCGCCAGCCGAGAACAAGACGAUGAAGAGGGCGUCGAUGAUCUCGAUCCUCGUCACGACGUUCUUCUACCUCUGCUGCGGCUGCUUCGGCUACGCCGCCUUCGGGAGCGACGCGCCGGGCAACCUCCUCACCGGCUUCGGCUUCUACGAGCCCUACUGGCUCAUCGACUUCGCCAAUGCCUGCAUCAUCCUCCACCUGCUGGGCGGUUAUCAGGUGUACAGCCAGCCCAUCUUCCAGUUCACGGACAGGUUCUUCGCGGAGCGGUUCCCGGACAGCGGGUUCGUGAACGACUUCCACACCGUGCGGGUCCCGUGCCUGCCGCCGUGGCGGGUGAACCUGCUGCGCCUGUGCUUCCGGACGCUGUACGUGGCGUCCACGACGGCGGUGGCCAUGGUCUUCCCCUACUUCAACGAGGUGCUGGCCCUGCUGGGCGCGCUCAACUUCUGGCCGCUGGCCAUCUACUUCCCCGUGGAGAUGUACUUCAUCCAGCGUAACGUGCCCCGGUGGUCCGCCCGGUGGGUCGUCCUGCAGACCUUCAGCGUCGUCUGCCUCCUCGUCAGCGCCUUCGCGCUAGUCGGCUCCAUCGAGGGGCUCGUCACCCAGAAGCUGGGAUAGGACUCGCCUAGCUAGCGUGUGCCCUCCUUCGUCUGUGUUUUGCAUUGGAUUGCUUCUCUUCCUGUUGUAGUGGUAAUGGGGCAUGCAGCGAGUGGGGGGAUGGCGUCUCUCUCCCUGGGAUGAUGAGCAGCAGCAGCAGCAUGCCGGUAUAACAGGUCAUCUGCAUUCUGCAGGACCAGGGAGUGCCAGGUUGCGCAGUGUUCUUUGAUGCCUUCCUGCUGCAUUAGAGACUUAAGAGUGAAACAUGUACACAGUGUCACAUUGCAUACAUGCCGUAUUGAUAUUGCCCAAGAUGCUUCAGAAGUUCAGAAGAAUUGCUGUGAGGAGCCCGUGCUGCCGUCUAUGCAUGUAGGUCUCAGAGUUUCAUGAAGCUCUGGACUGAUCAGUAGUCUGUUCCUGUUAAAAUUCCAAGCCCCCACUCAAUUUGCAUCUCGGUUUUGCAUGAUCAUUUGGUCAGGCAUAAGCCUUGCGCCUGAAUUGAGGGGGCUCUUGAAGUUGUA